AUGGCCCAGAAGGGGGGGCGGCGGCGGCGGCGGCGGCGGCGAGCGGAGGAUCCGGCCCUGGAGCCGCUGUGCUGCUGCGAGUACAUCGGCCGGGACGGGGCAAGGAGCCACGUGGCCGCCUGCAUCUGCGACUGCCAGGAGCUGGACGACGGCUGCGACAGGUGGAUUUCGGGCAAACCCUUGGCUCCUGGGGCGUUUGAGAGAAUUCUGGACACCAUCUCUGACCGCUGUCGCAUCCCCUGGCUUAGAGGGGCCCGAAAGGUGGACAUCAGCAUCCUCCCUCCCCUCGUCCUUCUGCCCGCCCUCCUCCACGUGGCAGCAUGGCACCUGCUGCUGGGGGUCGUGAUUCUGGCCUCGCUGCCCGCGCUGACUCUGUGGUACUACUACCUCACUCACAGGAGGGGAGACCAGACCCUCUUCUUCCUCAGCCUAGGCCUCUUCUCUUUGGGCUACAUGUACUAUACAUUCCUCCGCGAAGUGGCCCCCAGGGGCCGUGUGGGGCCGGCCCAGCUGGCCACGCUCACCUGUGGGCUGGGCCUGACCCUGUUGGCCCUCCGCCGGGCCAAGGAGGAUCCCGGUUACCUCAGGCGGCCGGGGGACGGGGCUGCAGGGCCGGAGUCCCCCAACGGCCGGCUGGUGCUGGCCAGGCUGGAGUCACGAGAGGACUGGUGCACCCAGUGCCGACUGGUCAGGCCGGCCCGGGCCGGGCACUGUCGCCUGUGUCAGCUGUGUGUGCGGAGGAUGGACCAUCACUGUGUCUGGAUCAACAACUGCGUGGGAGAAUCCAAUCACCGGGCCUUCCUCCUCGCCCUCUCGCUCUUCCUGCUCACCUCCGGCUAUGGGAUAGCCCUGACUCUGGGCACCAUCUGUCCUGAGAGGAGCAUCUUCACGGCUCUGUUCUACUGCCCUGGUGUCUACGCAACCUCCAGCGUUCAGUGCAGCACCAUGCUCCCCGCAGGCGCUCGGGGGCUUCCGUUGAUUGACGGACUGAUUCCCUGUGUCUCCGUCAGCUCGGCCCUAUCCUUCACAUGCUCGUGGUACUGUGCGAUCAUCACGGCAGGCAUGGGCUACAUCUUCCUGAUCCAGCUGAUCAACAUCAGCUGCAACGUGACCGAGAGGGAAGCUGGGCGGGCCCUGCGAGGCCAAACCGGCCGCCGGCUGCUCUGCGGGCUUGGCGUGGACCCCGGCCAGUACAACAGGGGAUUCCUGAGCAACUGGCGCCACUUCUGCACUCUGGGUGCCCCCCCACGUCCCCUGCCCUCCGAGGACGUGGUCUGAAGGGAGCACCAUUUCUUCCCCCUGCUUUGGGGCCUCGCUUUGGGCCCAGGAGCUGGAGGGAAGGUUGAGGCAGAGAUACGACUCUGGGCCUGGCGGCGGGGAAAGCGGGGCGGAUCCUGGGCCAGGUGCCCCCCCUCCCCACUACAAAGGACCAGGACCAGACGAAGUCACCGUCCUUCAGCAGAUGAGAUGCCUGCGGAGCCUCGGCUCCCGGAUCCAAAACAGGAGUCUGGGCUUGACUGUGUCAGGGUCGAAAGCGGUAGCCAGUGGAUGUACUGGGCCUGUUGUGGGCCUGCCUCACUACACUGGGGGAAUUUUCUUCUCUCUACGCCCUGGGUGUGAACCUGCUGAGCAGCAGGGUCAGGGACUAGCUGGACUAGUCUGUGACCUCAAACUCCCGGCCCCUGGGAGGCGGAUGGGAUGGGGGUAGGAGCCUCUGGGGACAAUCAGAAGAUCCCUGGCCAGGUAAAUAUUGUUCUGGUCAGUUAGCGGGAAUGUGUUAAUUGGCCUUUCGGGAGUAGCUAUAAGUCAGGAUGUGUGCACAGGGAAUAUUGUUGUUGUUUUUACUUAAUAGUACUGUUACGCGUGUACUGUGUGCCAGGCACUGUACUAAG
This is a messenger RNA of Tachyglossus aculeatus (Australian echidna), 1892 nucleotides long. It is a transcript of the gene ZDHHC23, whose product is annotated as zinc finger DHHC-type palmitoyltransferase 23. Gene Ontology annotation, biological process: protein targeting to membrane; peptidyl-L-cysteine S-palmitoylation. The record is from RefSeq and is a predicted model, not a curated record. NCBI's taxonomy places the organism in Eukaryota, Metazoa, Chordata, Mammalia, Monotremata, Tachyglossidae. Gene Ontology annotation, molecular function: protein-cysteine S-palmitoyltransferase activity. Bases 1 to 1278 code for a protein of 425 amino acids. The transcript is spliced from 4 exons. Gene Ontology annotation, cellular component: Golgi apparatus; endoplasmic reticulum.